Messenger RNA from Theobroma umbraticum, 776 nucleotides. Its product is annotated as PLASMODESMATA CALLOSE-BINDING PROTEIN 2-like. NCBI's taxonomy places the organism in Eukaryota, Viridiplantae, Streptophyta, Magnoliopsida, Malvales, Malvaceae. The record is from RefSeq and is a predicted model, not a curated record.
GUCUAGAUGUCAGCCCCAUUUCUCACACUGCCCCAUACUGUCUCUCUCUCUCUCUCUCUUUCUCUUUUCUUCUCUCCAUCUCUCUCAAGUUGCAACAAACUUUCCCUGACUGAGUUCCAUUGUUAUCUUCCUCUAGCUUUUGUUUCUCUUACACUCACUCCCCCCAAACCCUUUGUUCUUCAAUCAUGGCUGCUCUACUGCUUGCAGUGCUCACUCUGGCCAUGACUGGCCGCUCAAGUGCCACAUGGUGUGUUUGCAAGGAUAAUGUGGGUGAUGCGUCCUUGCAGAAGACUUUGGACUACGCUUGCGGAGCUGGGGCUGACUGUAACCCUAUCCAUUCAAACGGGCCUUGUUUCAACCCUAACACUAUUAAGGCUCAUUGCAAUUUUGCUGUCAACAGCUAUUUCCAAAGGAAGGGUCAAGCUCAAGGCUCAUGUGAUUUUGCUGGCACUGCCACUGUCACUGCAUCUGACCCUAGCUCUACUGGCUGUGCUUACCCAUCUAGUGUCAGUGCAAGCAGCACAACACCAACCACUCCCGUCACAACAACUACUCCAUCGACCACCACACCCUCAACCAUGAACCCAAGCACUAACACCCCCACAAGCACAACACCAUACGGUACCACAACACCUACUGGAGUGUUAGGCGGAGUUGGCACAGGCUUAGGCCCUUCCGGAGCUGGGAUCAACACAGACUACAGUGGAGGAUAUAGGCUCCAAGGCUUCUCUUUCUUCAUAACCCUCGUGUUUUCAGGCUUGAUGCUAUUGUGGGGU